Molecule: messenger RNA, 219 nt
Organism: Oppiella nova
Lineage: Eukaryota; Metazoa; Arthropoda; Arachnida; Sarcoptiformes; Oppiidae
Source: the annotation of a GenBank genome assembly
AUGCGGGUCCCUCACGUGUGGAUUCAGUGCGGGAAAUUUAAUCACGCGGUACUUGUGGUCGGUUACGGAUAUGAUAAAGAACUGGACAAACAUUACUGGAUCAUUAAGAACUCUUGGGGCGACCAGUGGGGCGAAGGAGGUUACAUACGGUUGCAUCGUAACGCCGCCACCAUGUGUCCAUUGCAUCCACUAUCAUUCCAACUGCCGGUAAGUAUUUAA